UUCCCCCAACUCCUCUGCCAACCAAUGAUGUCGAUGUGUAUUUCGAGACCUCUGCUGAUGAUAAUGAGCAUGCUCGCUUCCAGAAGGCCAAGGAACAGCUGGAAAUUCGGCACCGCAACCGGAUGGACAGGGUAAAGAAGGAGUGGGAAGAGGCCGAACUUCAGGCGAAGAACCUCCCGAAAGCAGAGAGGCAGACUCUCAUUCAGCACUUCCAAGCUAUGGUCAAAGCUUUGGAGAAGGAAGCAGCCAGUGAGAAGCAGCAGCUGGUGGAAACCCACCUGGCUCGAGUGGAGGCGAUGCUGAACGACCGCCGCCGGAUGGCUCUGGAGAACUACCUGGCGGCCUUGCAGUCUGACCCACCGCGGCCUCAUCGCAUCCUCCAGGCUUUGCGGCGUUAUGUCCGUGCUGAGAACAAGGAUCGCCUGCAUACCAUCCGCCAUUACCAGCACGUGUUGGCUGUCGACCCAGAGAAGGCGGCCCAGAUGAAAUCCCAGGUGAUGACACAUCUCCAUGUGAUUGAGGAAAGAAGGAACCAGAGCCUCUCCCUGCUCUACAAAGUACCUUAUGUAGCCCAAGAGAUCCAAGAGGAGAUUGAUGAGCUACUUCAAGAACAGCGUGCAGACAUGGACCAGUUCACUGCCUCGCUUUCAGAGACGCCCGUGGACGUCCGGGUGAGCUCUGAAGAGAGUGACGAGAUCCCGCCGUUCCGCCCCUUCCAUCCCUUCCCAUCCCUCCCCGGGGAUGAAGACACUCAACCGGAGUUGUACCGCCCAAUGAGAAAAGGAUCUGGAGUCGGGGAGCAGGACCGAGCACUGAUAGGCGCUGAGGAGAAGGUGAUUAACAGUAAGAAUAAGGUGGAUGAAAAUAUGGCCAUCGAUGAGACUCUGGAUGUUAAGGAGAUGAUCUUCAAUGCUGAGAGAGUCGGAGGUCUCGAGGAAGAGCCGGAAUCCGUGGGGCCCCUGCGGGAGGACUUCAGUCUAAGCAGCAGUGCGCUCAUUGGCCUGCUGGUCAUUGCCGUGGCCAUCGCUACAGUCAUAGUCAUCAGCCUGGUGGUGCUGAGGAAGAGACAGUAUGGCACCAUCAGCCACGGGAUCGUGGAGGUUGACCCUAUGCUCACCCCAGAAGAGCGUCACCUGAACAAGAUGCAGAAUCAUGGUUACGAAAACCCGACCUACAAAUACCUGGAGCAGAUGCAGAUUUAAGGGGAGAGAGCACGUGGCCCCCCGGGUGGAGCGCGGUGGUGCAGGCGGGCCGGAAGAGGUCCAGCGUUUUGGAUCGACUACUGACGAACAGUUACUUCCAGAGGAUUUCAUCUUACAUUCAGACCUCCUGGAUCGUUAAGACUAUAAAGUACUACUGUAGAAUCACAAUUUCCAUUCUUUUAAAUGGGUGAAAAAAUGUUAAUAUAACAAUAUAUGAUAUAUAAACCUUAAAUGAAAUGAAAAAAGUGAUCUAUUUGCAGAUAUUUGACUGAUGUAGUUUUCUUUUUUAAACUUAAUCAGAAAUCCCACUUCUAUUGUAUUGUCUCUCACAUGCUCUAUAUAAAUGGGAAAUGUUGAUUUUCAAUGAUAGACUGUGUAUGCAGGCUGUGUGUUCCAGUUGCCUUGUGUAAAUCAACUCUUUAAGGCUCAUUCACUGUCGUGGUUUUUAUUAAAAUAAAACGAAGAAGGCAGUGUUCCCUGUUUGAAUGAGCUUUCACAAAGUCGCAGAGAAGCUGAAGGAAGCAGGGAGCUGUAGCUGACCGUCGAAGCACAGCAUGAUGCCCCUCACGAUUAUCUUCAAAGCACCAGUUUCUUGGAAGUCUGGUGCUCCCACUCCUGGCUCCCCGGGGGGCUCCACACAAGUCCUGUCACUGAGGAGGUUAAAAACAUUUGAGUUCCAGCAUCUUCCAGUGAGCCCUGUGUAUACAGAUUGGGGCGUUCACUACUGCUUUCCUUCUAAAUCGAGUUCUUCCACAGAAAUUAGCCUGCAGUGUGUAUAUGAUGUCCUUCCAUGUCCGCCGUUUCCUUGCUGUAGCCUUGUACUACUCACCUCCCUCCCAAGUAACGUCCACAUGUGCUGUUUUCCUCUUUGGAUGAUGCCCCCCGAAGCUGCUGAUCCUCCCGUCCCGGUGCGCUCUGACUUCUCUGCCUCCCUCUCCUCCCCAGCCUCUUGUGUGCCCACUCAGAGACCGCAGGGGUGGGCGGCCAGUGGCGGGAGGGAACGCGGAGCUCUGCGUUGAUGUGGAAGGAGGGUGCUGCAGUUGUACAUGAAGUGAUCUGUAGACACGUGGACAGCGCGAAGGUUCCGUUUCCUUCACGUGAGUCUUUGUGAUGCUUGUAGAGUUGAUGUUGAUGCUCACAGCUUUCUCUUUCUUUAUUCUGAAGGUUCUGGUAACCUGUGGUGUAUUUGUUUCUAUUUCCCUGUGACUUUUUUUGUCUUCCUCCCCUUUACCCUAUCCAUGUCUCUUCCCACUAUGCACAGGUAAACUUCGCCUACAAACUCCUCAAUCUGAUCUGUGGAGAAUGUACAGAGUUUAAACACGUAAAUAAAUACUGUAACUUCCA
Messenger RNA from Equus caballus (horse), 2546 nucleotides. Lineage: Eukaryota; Metazoa; Chordata; Mammalia; Perissodactyla; Equidae. The record is from RefSeq and is a predicted model, not a curated record.